Andrographis paniculata is the source of this 2627-nucleotide messenger RNA. RefSeq lists its product as uncharacterized. NCBI's taxonomy places the organism in Eukaryota, Viridiplantae, Streptophyta, Magnoliopsida, Lamiales, Acanthaceae. The transcript is spliced from 4 exons. The record is from RefSeq and is a predicted model, not a curated record. Bases 767 to 1201 code for a protein of 144 amino acids.
CAUCCAUAUAAUAAUAUACACACACAUUCUUGAUUUCUUCUCCAAAUCUCGAACCAGAUGCUCAUAAAGCAGCUUAGCUCCUCCUUCGAUGAAUACAAUAAUACAUAUACAUAAUCAUAAUCACCAAUUGAUUUGAUUAUUUGCAGGCUGAGGCCACUUCUGUAAAGUAAAUCCUCUGCAACGACGACAACCAACCUUCAACCAAGAAGUUAACGGCAAGGUAUCACCACGAUAAGCUUCCCUUGUUUGCUCAUAAAUCGCCCAACAAACCUUCCUUUUUCCAUUCCAUUCCAUUCCAUUCCAUUGACCCUACCUCAAUCUUUUUCCCUAAUCCGCAUACCCCACACUCACCACGCUUUGUUCCACCAAUCAAUCUUUUCUGGAUCUGUCUCAGUCCGCCGACGCCGGAGCUCCGGAUCCAGAGAGCCGCGCGCUUUUGAAUUUCCCGAUGCUGGUGAUGAUUUGUGUUGUCGAUUGUUUUUUUUUUUUUGGAAUAAUUGAAUUCGAUAGUUUCUGUUCAUUAUGCAAUUGCGGAAUCGUCGUGUAAUUGCUGUUUUUGAUUUGAAAGGCGAACGGGGGAAUGAAAUUAGGGUUUACGAAUAGUAGUGGUAAGAGUUGUUUUCCUGCUAUUGUGAUUUGGGAGACGAACGGGGGAUGAAAUUAGGGUUUAUUUUGAUUUGAGAGAUUGGGGAUUGUUCUUCAAUAAAACUGUUUGAAGUGAAGUGAGGAGUAAAGGCAUCGCUGGAAUUAGGGUUAUCACUCAUCAAUGGUGUCCCCUGGUUUUUUCCUGAUAUGCAUGCUCCACUCUUUGGUCGCCAUUACCAGUGGAGCUCUGAUGAUGUUCUAUAGAGAGGAGAUCUAUGUGUUCAGCCAUGGCCUAGACCAUGCCAGCAAGAUUUUGGGGUCUACUCCCCAUGAUCAGCUGUUGAUCCAGACAUCAGACUCGUUUUCGGGCCUGCUUCUAUUCGCCAUAGGUUUUCUUUUGUUCAUGGUUGCUUUUGUCAAGGACAGGGAGUUUCAUGGCUUCUUCGCGAGGGGUUGUGUUCUUCUCCACAUUGCAAUGGCCAUUUGGAGAAUUUACUUCGAGAGGAAGGUGGAAGUUCUUGGCCACGAUUGGCUGAGGCAGCUCAUUGGAGACAUUGUUUUGGGGCUUUCGUGGGUAUUCUUUCUCGUGUUUUCGUGGAGAGAGAAGUAUGAUUGAUGCUGGUAUUUUGUUGAGGAGAAUUCGGUGUGGUAUUGCAGCUAUUUGCGCCCGAUUUUUCUCACUCGACGAAGAAUGCACUAUCAAGCUGAGUUGCUCCAGCCCAAUAUGUAUGUUAUUGUUCCAGAGAAUUAAUACAACCGUGUCAAAUUUGGUUUUAAAUUUUAGAUGUUCCAAGGCUUGGUAGCUUUUCCUUAUUUUUAUUUACUCAUAAUUUAUAAAUUAUUUUAAAUAAAAAAUAAUGGUAAAAUAAUGUAUGUCAAAAUUAUACUUCUUUAAUUUAUCAAAUAAUAGAUUAAAAUGCGAUGAGAUAAAUAUUUUAUAAUUUGGUUAUUAUUUGUUAAAAUAUACUUAGGGUUUGUUUCAUUUUGUAUUUUUUAUUUGAACAAAUAUAAGUUGAAAUGGAUAGAGAAGGCCACAUUUGUGAUUGACGUUGUCCUCCAUUUAGCAUAAGAAUAGAGCUUUUUGGGCAAUUGGAAAUCCUCUUUUUAUUCAAAUUGUAUGGCUUAUAAACAUCGGGAAUUUGUGCCUCCCUUUUAUCAGACUUCCACACCAACACGACAACAUUAUUCAUUCCCUCUAUCUCUACGUAUCUAUUCAUCAUCUAUUAUUGCUUGUCCUUCCUUAAUCACUCCAAAUAAUUCAUACACUCAUCUCUUUUCAACAUCAAUUUUCAAAAGUAAAAAAUAUCAUCUCUUUACAAUAAACUACGAUAAUUACAUAUUAAAAAAAAUAAUAAUAAUUUGAAAUCAAACUCCAAAUAAAAGAAUCUAACAUCAAAUGAGCAUCCAAAAAUGGCCGUGAAAAAGAAGAUAACGACAUACAUUAACAUUGCCGACUCCACGGCACAUGAUUCCUUAGCUCCAUCGCCUUUUUCCUCGAUUCCCCGGCGCCCUCCACCGCCUAUAAAUUCUCGUUCCUCCAUGUAUUAUCACUUCAUCAUCGGCAUUUCACUCUUCCUAGCUAGUUUCCUCGACAACUCUCGUCAUAUCGAUCAUGGCAGACAUCAUUUGCGGCAACUGCAGCUGCUUUGACAGGACACAGUGUGUGAAGAAGGACUCCACGGCUGAGGCCAUCGAGCCCGCAAGCUACAUGAAUGCUGGCGGCGUUAUGGAUGCUCCGGUGGCGGCUGAGAACGGCGGCGGCUGCCAGUGCAAGUGUGGGCCGAGCUGCGCCUGCCCCAACUGCACCUGCGGCCAUUGAAUCAAUUCGACUACUCAUAUCGCAUCUUUAUAUAUUUACAUACUACCAAAAUAAAAAGAUACAGUUGAUGAAUAGUCCCUAUUGUACUAUUAGUGUUACUAUGAAAGGGGUGAUCAUCAAUAAGUUAGUUGUGAGUGAUUGUUGACAGUGUGCUUUUAGUGUUUUCACCAAUUAUGUAAUGGUGUUUAUGAAGUAAUUAAUAUAUAUAUAUUGGUUGCUACUA